Linum trigynum is the source of this 501-nucleotide messenger RNA. The record is from the annotation of a GenBank genome assembly. NCBI's taxonomy places the organism in Eukaryota, Viridiplantae, Streptophyta, Magnoliopsida, Malpighiales, Linaceae.
AUGAAUUACCCACUGUAUCCCAUGGAUAUCAAUAGAAGCAGAGUUCCAAACAAAACCAAGAGGGGAGAGCAUCCUCAUACCAUCUUCUGCAAGAGGCAGAGGUGGUCGCCCAAACCUUUCAUCUUCAGGAGGCAGGGGAAUGGCUAUGUUGCUGGGAAGAUGUUGACAGAGAAUAAGGUGGCUCUGGCAAAGGCGACAGGUGCAACACGCUAUGCUUGGGGAGGGUAUGGAGAGAUGAAUGUUCAACCUACUGACUCUCAAAACAUCUUCUUAUUCACUUUCAAUAAUGAGGAAACAAGGGAGAGAAUCUGGAGGGACAAACCAUGGAGCUUGUCCAAUACUCUAACAGCUAUUGAAAAGUACAACGGAAGAGGAAACCCGAAAGAUAUUCUUAUGGAAAAGCUGACUAUGUGGGUGCAAAUCCAUGGCUUGCAUCAAAACCAGCAAAGCGAGCAGAAUAUGGUGUCAGUGGGCAAUGCAGUCAAAAUCGUAGGAUUUUAG